AACCCGCGCGCUGAGAGCCGCCUGUCGCUCUUCCGCUGCUGCCUAGCUCUAUGGGCGUGCCUUCCGUGGGCCGUGAGAGAACCGCGAGCCCCGUUUCUCGCCAUUGGCGGCUCCGUUCCCCCUCCGCGCGCCCCCGCCGGCGCGCGGGUGGUGCUGGGCGGAGGGGAGAUAGAAGAGGAAGGACCGGCUUCUUCGGCGCGCCUGGAGCCGCCAUCUUGGACGGCGAAUCUGCCCGCUCUGCUGCUCUGCGGAGGGGAAAGCGGCGGGGGGCUGCCCGCAAUGGAUACCAUGGCAAGCCCAGAAAAGGAUCACUACAGAAUGAAAAGUUAUAAAAACAAUGCCCUCAAUCCCCAAGAGAUGCGGCGACGAAGAGAAGAGGAAGGUAUUCAGCUUCGUAAACAGAAAAGGGAAGAACAAUUAUUUAAACGCAGAAAUGUUGCUCUACUGGGAAAUGAAGAGUCAAUGCAAGAAAGUCCAAUCCAGGAUCCUGAUGUGAGCUCUACAGUGCCUAUUCCUGAGGAAGAUGUCAUUACCUGUGAUAUGGUGCAGAUGGUUUUCUCAGAAGAUCCCGACCAACAACUUGCAGCUACUCAGAGAUUUAGAAAACUGCUUUCUAAAGAACCUAAUCCUCCAAUAGAUGAAGUCAUACAAAAACCAGGAGUUGUGCAGAGAUUUGUGAAAUUUCUAGAAAAGAAUGACAAUUGCACUCUUCAGUUUGAAGCAGCAUGGGCUCUUACAAAUAUAGCAUCUGGGACAUUUCUGCACACCAAAGUGGUAAUCGAGACCGGAGCUGUCCCAAUUUUUAUCAAGUUGCUGAACUCUGAACAUGAAGAUGUCCAGGAACAGGCAGUGUGGGCUCUUGGUAAUAUCGCUGGAGACAAUGCAGAAUGUAGAGAUUACGUGUUAAACUGUGGAAUACUUCCCCCUCUCUUACAACUGCUAACACAUUCAAACAGACUUACAACGACUAGAAAUGCAGUCUGGGCACUUUCAAACCUCUGUAGAGGCAAGAACCCACCUCCUGAUUUCAGCAAGGUUCGUCUUUGCUUAGGUGUUUUGUCAAGAUUGUUGUUUAGCAGCGACCCAGAUGUAUUAGCAGAUGCUUGCUGGGCCCUCUCUUACCUAUCCGAUGGACCAAAUGAUAAAAUCCAAGCAGUUAUUGACUCUGGAGUCUGCCGAAGAUUAGUAGAACUUCUGAUGCACAAUGACUACAAAGUGGUAUCGCCUGCAUUAAGAGCAGUAGGAAAUAUUGUUACGGGCGAUGAUAUUCAAACACAGGUAAUUCUAAAUUGCUCUGCAUUACCCUGUCUCUUACAUUUGCUGAGUAGUCCCAAGGAAUCUAUACGGAAAGAAGCUUGCUGGACAGUUUCUAAUAUUACUGCAGGAAACAGAGGCCAAAUUCAGGCUGUUAUAGAUGCAAAUAUAUUUCCAGUAUUGAUUGAAAUUCUUCAGAAAGCUGAAUUUCGCACUAUAAAAGAAGCAGCAUGGGCCAUCACUAAUGCAACAUCAGGAGGGACUCCUGAACAGAUUAGUUAUUUGGUGGCUUUAGGCUGUACCAAGCCUCUCUGCGAUCUUCUGACUGUGAUGGAUUCUAAAAUAGUUCAGGUGGCAUUGAACGGACUUGAAAACAUUCUGCGACAUGGAGAGCAAGAAUCUAAACAAAAUGGGAUUGGGGUUAAUCCUUACUGUGCCCGUAUAGAGGAAGCGUAUGGACUAGAUAAAAUUGAAAUUCUUCAAAGUCAUGAAAACCAGGAGAUCUACCAAAAAGCUUUUGAUCUUAUUGAACAUUACUUUGGUGUGGAAGAAGAGGAUGCCAAUAUUGUACCACCAGUGGAUGAAAAUGAACAGCAGUUUUUGUUCCAGCAGCAGGAAGCUCCAAUGGAGGGAUUCCAGUUGUAACCAUUCAGUUUAAAGCAAAAUAAGUAGCUCAUCAUGGUAGCCUCCAUUUGUGGGCCAAAGACAGGAAAGGGGAAAAUGUUUUGCUGGAGACGGAUGAAGAAGCAAACUCGUGCAUUUAUGUGUUUCUGUGUCAGACACAAGUAUUGGUUCAUUCUUUUUUAUAUGUGUAUGUUUCCAUUGUCUUACGUGCAGAAAAACCGACUAAUCACAACUGAAAGUUUAGAAUAAGGCUUGAAUAGUGACCUCAGUAAGACAUUGGAAACUGAUGCUGAGUUUUCAAGCAGUUGUUAAAAAGGCAAAAUUGCGCAUAAACAGCUGUUGAUAUUUUAAAUUUUGGCUGUAGGGUUCACAUGCCCAUUCUACACUAAAUCUACCUCUUUGCAUUGGAGCAAGAAAGAUGUUUCAGAACUGACGUAUAUAUGAGCUCCUAGUAAAAGCUAAGCUUAGAAUGUGAACAUUAUUUAUUUAAAUAGUGGGAAAUAUAGUUUUAUGUGUGAUACUUUGUGAUAAACUGAUGAAAUAUAUUUAUAUUUAAAAGCAUAACACUUACUGGGGUGCACUGCUGGUUACAUGACAUAACCUUACAAUGUAGGGAAAAAAUGGUUUUUCUGCUAUGUGAAAAGGGAUGGUAGCUUUGUAAUUUAUAUAGCCCUUACCUAGCCAUGUCAGCAAAAUUCCCUCUUCCUCUUAUUUAUUCAGUGGUAUUGCAAAUAGGUUUGCCAAGUGUUCAGCUGGCUCCUUCAACAGCAGCUAGAUGGGCAGUGGGAUAAUGUUUGCCUCCAUGCUGUGAAAUGUAUUACCUGCUGAUUUUUGUGCAUCAAGUUGCUCUUAAAAGGCACGAGAGCAGGCUAGGCUGUUUUUGGUCAGUUGGCAACCUGAUUACAAAAUGGUUAAAAAUUAGUUUGCCUUGCAAUGACCUCUGUGUUCUUGUGAGGAUGAGGGAAGGUUUCUCUGUAUAGAAGACUCCACGUUGUAACUUAAAUGCUACCAAAGUGUGUGAAACUGCAAUAUUGUCUUUUCUUGAAACAAUGAUUACAUGCUUUAUUUACACACAGUCCAUGUAUUACAUUGACCCAAAUACACUAAUGCAUCUCAUACAACUUUUGGGG
Molecule: messenger RNA, 3008 nt
Organism: Podarcis raffonei (Aeolian wall lizard)
Lineage: Eukaryota; Metazoa; Chordata; Lepidosauria; Squamata; Lacertidae
Gene: KPNA5
Product: karyopherin subunit alpha 5
Exons: 14
Coding region: 280-1899 (539 amino acids)
Biological process (GO): NLS-bearing protein import into nucleus
Cellular component (GO): nucleus; cytoplasm; nucleoplasm
Molecular function (GO): nuclear import signal receptor activity; protein binding
Source: RefSeq, a predicted model, not a curated record